Messenger RNA from Hemiscyllium ocellatum (epaulette shark), 6166 nucleotides. RefSeq names its product transforming growth factor, beta receptor III (gene tgfbr3). NCBI's taxonomy places the organism in Eukaryota, Metazoa, Chordata, Chondrichthyes, Orectolobiformes, Hemiscylliidae. The record is from RefSeq and is a predicted model, not a curated record. The transcript has 17 exons. Bases 392 to 3019 code for a protein of 875 amino acids.
AGUUGGUGCAGGAGGGUCGUGUGUGAGAGAACCUCAUUCAGCUCCAGCUUCGCCGGACGGAGAGCUGACAAACUUACGCCGUCUGUAGUAUUUGAGACACUCUUGACUCGUGCUUGUAAAAGAUUCUCCGAGAUCAGAGUUUAAGGGGUUAAGUUGGAGAGCUAGUGAGAGUUGGGGUGGGGGGUCUUCAGAUUCGGGCCUGUGGAAGUGUAUUUUCUUUUCCCCUGCUGCGCCCUUGUCUUUUUGACAGCUCUAGGGUUAUGAGUGAAGGAAGAUCAAAAGUCUUAAUCGUUCUGUCUUGCUGAGCAGUUUAGUUACUGUAGUGAAAUAUUGCCAUUGACGUAGCAACUUGACUGUGGGAGAAGAUAAAAGCAUCGUCAGUGGACGUGUAAUGCAGAGCAAAUUAUUACAUUGUAUUCGCACCAUGACUUCAAAUGGAAUUCAAACAACAUUGCUCAUCAUGUUGCUAUGCGGAGUAUCUGCAGGUCCUCUGGUGGGAAAUGAUUGUGUGCUUAGACCAGUGGAUGAAUCCCAUCCAGUUAAAACUUUGCUGGAGAGCUUUACUGUAUCAUCUGGCUGUGCAAGUGGAGGAACAACAGGUCUUCCUCAAGAGGUGCACAUUAUCAAUUUGAAAAGUACUGGAAUGGACCCCAACCACUAUGACAAAGGGAAAAGUAUUGGAGUAGACUCCAACAAUUAUGAUGAGGUGACAUUGAAUUUGAGACCCAUUUUCUCUGUUGAAGUCCAUCAGAAGCCUUUGGUAUUUGUGCUGAAUUCUCCCAGACCUGUGCUGUGGAUCGUAAAGGCAGAAAGACUGGCACCAGGAGUACAGCGUUUGUUCCAUGUUUCUAAGAAUUCUACUGUUCAGUUUCCAAUAGUAAACUUUACUUCAUCAAGAUCAUUGGAAGAACAUUCGCUGCCCCAAGACAGCAAACAUUUACUGCAGUGGACACAGACAAAAUAUGGAUCUGUGACUUCCUUCACUGAACUGAAUAAGGCGAAUAACAUUUACAUCAAAGUGGGUGAAGAUCCCUUGUUGCCACCAACUUGCAUCAUAGAAAAGAAUUUUCUAUCCCAGAAUUAUCUUGCAGCAUAUCUUAAGACCCAGUCUGCACAUGGUUGUUUACUACCCAACCCAACAGAAGGAAAGGAAGUUCAUCUCAUUGAACUUGAAUCACCAAGUUCAAGUCCUUACAGAAUUUUCAAGGUGGACAUUGUUAUUGACAUACGACCUGUGCAUGCAGACACUAUGAUUUCCAGAAACAUAUUGCUGAUCCUCAAAUGUGGGAAAGCAGUCAAUUGGGUAAUCAACACACAUGAAGUUAAUGGAAAGCUGGAAGUGAUUGUCUCCGAUAGGGACAGCAUCAACUUUAGUCGAGAAGCAUCUAUGACUGUGGUGAAAAAGAUGUCAUCUGAUCUGACAUCCACUCAGAUUGAUCUUCUGCGCUGGGCUCAAGAACGUGGUCACAGUCCAGUCACUUCAUAUACUAAAGCUUCAGUUGCAAACAGAGUUCACUUGAGGCUUCAGGAAGCUUAUGAAGAAGAGGACAUAGAAUCUUUUCUGCCACCAGAACUUGCAAUUCUGAGAGAGCCAUUGAAAUCACCUGAUGAGGUGUUUCCUGGACUUCGAGAAGUCUUUCAGUUUCCAUUUCCUUUUGACCAAGAUGAUUAUGACAGGAUGGACACAUCUCACAAACUGCCACAGAGAUCCCAGGAUAGCACAUUUGAACAAUUAAUGAGGAACGGAUUAUCUGAAGCAGAAGAGAUUCAGACCUUUGAAAAUGUGGCCCUGUCAGUUCAGUGUGAGGACAAAAGAAUGAGAGCUGUAAUUGAGAAGAGCAGCCUUCAGACUGAGACGACUACAGUAACACAAGUUUCUCUACUGGAUCCAAAAUGCAAAGCAGAGGAAAACUCUACACAUUACAUUUUGGAGUCUUCACUCACUAGCUGUGAGACAACUAAAUAUCCUACUUCAGAUGGUUUCACCAUUUAUUUGAACUCAAUUGUGAUACAGCUAGAGUAUUGCUGUGAAGGAAGUGGAUGGUUUGGUGAUAAUGAAGAAUCGGGAGACAAUGGCUUCCCUGGAGAUGGCGACGACCCAGUUCCGAACAGACCAAAAAUUGUUCGGUUUAACUGUACGUACUUCACGCCUAGUAAGAAGUCUGAGAUGCCAUCCCAUUCUGGCUUCCCUUCUUUGACACAAAGCAACAAUGCAACUUUGAACAUGGAGCUAUACAACACAGAUCUAUUCCGUACUCCAUCACAAGGCGUGCACACUGUUUCGGAGAAUAACCCAUUAUUUGUUGAGGUAUCUGUAACCAAAUCUGACCCAGAAAUUAGUUUUGUUAUCCAGACCUGCUAUAUUUCUCCAUCGUCGGACCCUGUUUCCUCUUCAGAUUACUACACCAUUAUUGAAAAUAUUUGUCCAAAGGAGGAUUCUGUGAAAUUCUACAGUCCUCAGAAGCUUGAUUUCCUUGUGCCUCAUGCAGAGAUGGAAAGAAAAAGGUUCAGCUUUGUGUUUAAGCCAGUCUACAACAUGUCCUUAGUUUUUCUUCAUUGUGAAAUUACACUAUGCAGCCAAAAAGAUACUGAAAGCCAAGGAUUUCCUAAUCUUCCUAAGUGCAUUCCUCCUGAUGAAGCUUGUAUAGAUGUGAAUUUGCAAAUAAUAAUGGCUAUGAUGAGAUACAAACAAUCCUUCACCAAGCCACUGGCUGUUAUUCGUGAAAGAAUGAAUCUGCCUAAGACACAAGUGAUUCCUGACAGCCAUGUUAAUGUAGAGAGACCACGGCCUUAUAUUAUUUAUGGUCUGGAUACCCCAACUGUUGUGGGAAUUGCAUUUGCAGCGUUUGUGAUUGGUGCACUUCUAACAGGAGCUUUGUGGUAUAUUUACUCCCACACAGGUGAAACAGCUAGAAGGCAACAAGUCCCCACAUCUCCUCCAGCAUCAGAAAACAGCAGCACUGCUCAUAGCAUUGGUAGCACACAAAGCACUCCCUGUUCCAGCAGUAGUACAGCCUAACCCAAAGGGAAAUAAUUGUGAGGAAAUGGAGUAUAAAGGCAAGAUUCAAAGUGGCUAAUUGUUGAUGUUAAUAUCCUGAAGAUAAAAGGAAGAUCUUCAGUUGCCUUCAAAAGCUCAGAUGUAUGUUCAAGGCAAGAAAUCAUCUAUGUUGCUUUAUACUUUAGGUAAACUGACUUUACUCGAGUGUAUAACACUAUAUGUGACAAAACUACUAAUUACCCUGAGUUGGGAACUUGCUAACCAUUUAUGGGUUCCUCAUGUGAAAUUUGUACCAGAAUCUUUCUCAGUGCUGCUUUAGUUCGAGAAUGCAGCUGUUUAAUUUUUCCUGGGAUUUAUGUAAACACCAGCAACUUGCUGAGUAUAGAAAUGACAAUGCCAAGCACUAAUUAAUUAAUAAGAAUCAGAAACAUAAUUUUCAUAAACAGAAACACUUUCAAUACAAAGCACAAUUAAACAUAUUCCAGAGAAACAUUUGUAAAUAAAUGUAUACAAAAAGUACCAAUUAGCCCCAAUUAUGAUAUUGUGCAAAUUGUGGCACCAGGUUUCCAACAAUAUUGACAGCUUUAAGGUUAUUGUACUUUUUGUGAAAUUGAACAAAAACUUAAAAUGAUGACCAACUCUAAGCUUUCUGCUGCUCCUCUCAGUGACUUGGACAUCUUUUUUAAAGAUAUAAAUUGAUUAUUUGACAGCAGUUAUUAUUUUAAGAGACAAAUGGGACAUUUUAAGCACACUCUGAAUUCCUUUAUUGGCGUUAUUUGUAUGUAUUUUUAAAAGCAGGUGUUCAUCAAUGAGACUGACUCGAAGUUGCCCUAUAUCAUGAAUGUUCAAUUUUGUGCAGCUCAGCAAACUGUGUUCUUCACGGUACUGAAUAUUGCAUACUGUACAGUUGAAUGUAUUUUACUUCCUGAAUUAAUAAUGUAUUCCUGUAUAUAAACAUUUAAAGAACUCUCUAGAGCAGAGUACAGAGUAUUUUAGUAACACAUAAGCUAUAUUUUUAUUGUAUUUUGAAUUUUUGUGCAAAUAUUCUAAGGACAAAAUCAGUGAUCCACACUGCCACUGGGGAGUUAAAGUAAUUGUGAAUCCAGAUUGGAUAAUCUGAGACAACUACAGCGCGGUCACUCGAUCUCUGAUCUGCACUCCUUAUUGAGGGUGGCUUUCCCACUAGCACUGCAGGAUUGCUGAAUUGACCCUUUGUUCUUAAAGUUACAUAAAUUAAGUUCAUCUAUCUGCAAAUGUGUAUUAAUUUUGCUAACUGUGAAUUUUCAUUGAAUUUUAUUAUGUACCUUUGCUACUUUGCCUCCAGCUUUUUACUUAUUCCCCUCAGAAGUUCUGAUUUAAGAUCAUUUGUUUAAUCAGUCAGUUUUAAUGAAAGUGAUUGUGAAGGCCCAUUUUUAUAGUUUGAUAAUAUGCUAAGGGCAUAUUUAAGGUAAUGUGCCUGAGUGGUAUAAGGCACUGGAUUUGGUUCCUGUCUGAUUAGAAGGCACUGCUGCCAAAGCACUUCAGUGACACCUUUGGGUCAACAACUGGCAGUUCUGAUUUAAUUGGGGCAAGUAUGUUGUUUCAUCAGGGCUCUUGGCGAGCAGUGGUAGCGUCUCUACUUCUGAGUCAGAGGAUCUAGAUUCAAGUCCCACCUAUCUAAGAGAUAUGUUCAAACAGGUUAAUCAAAAUAAAUAACUACAGGCAACAUCGGACUUAUUUUAAAAUUCUGUUACCAUGAAGUCUAUAACUUUACUUCUUUUCUCACCCCAUUGACAACUAAUGUGUGCACUUUCUCAAGGCUGGUAACUGAGGUUGCAUGUGUUUAGAAUUAGGCUCAAAGAUGUGGCUCCAAAGGUGAUUUAAAAUUUAAUUAAAUGUUAAGCUUUAAUUUUAAAGAAAUACCACCAGAAUAGUAUGCUUAAACUUCCUGUUGCACAUUCAUCAUUUCUGGAAAAAAAAAUCAAAUGACAAAAUGAUCAAUGCAGUCAGACACAGAUUCCUAUUAAGCAAUUAAUUUUUAUUCCCUUAUUCAGUUCAUUUCUGAGUAAACUGUCUAUGAAUAAGCAAUUUAGCACUUUAAUUCUCUUUAACUUUCCACACACCAGGGCAAUUUCACAAUUUACUAAUCUUCCUGUCUGUAUUAAACCCAUGCUAGCCAGUUGAAUAAAGGGUGUAAAGUUUUCAGAAACCUAAUUCGUACAUAUUACUAUUUUUUUCUCUAAUUUACAUAGUGAAGUAGCUGCUGGCAUGUCCUACUGACUAUUUUACAAAAAUACAGGUUUCUGGUAGCUUGAUAUUAGGUGAUAGUUACAGUUAACACUUUUUUUGGGCAGCUGUUACUAUAAUACUUUGCUUUCUCAUCUGUUUUCCAAAUUGAUUGGUGAAAUACCCUCUUGGGAUUAUUUUCUUUUUUCAUGACAUAAAUUUAAAAUAUUUGAGUUAGACUGACUGCCUCAAAAGUAGUGACAUUAUGCCUUUCACAUUAUGGUUUCAAAGUUCAUAUUAAUCUCCUUUUUAAGUUGCAUGUAAAAUCUUUUGUAUAGUAGAAUUAUAUGCAUGUACAGUAUAUAAAAAUACAUUUUGCCCUGACAGCAUAAUGAUGCAUAAAGAAAAUCAUUGAAUGUAAUGCCCUACAACGCCUUUUUUUUUGUCUUUUGCUUUCUCUCUCUGCCAUUGGCUCAAGAAUUCCAGUGAUUCUAACCAUUGCAUAAGAAAGAUUUCUGAGACAAACAAUAGCAGUUGAAUGACCAUAAACAUUAUGGUCGGUUCACUCUGACUUAGUGUGAACUUUGGCAGCUCUGCACUUCUAAAUUUCAGAGGGUGUACACCUUCUGCAACUUUGGGUGUUUGUAUUAUAUAUUACUGUUGGAUAAACAAUUCAUUUAAGAUUGUAAAUUUUCUGUUCUUAACACUUUGUUCAGCUUUAUCUUUAAAAUAUAUCUACCUCACCAUUUUACUAAAGGAACAAAGCCUGUACUGCUGGUUGUACCAUUUGACUUUUGUAAGUAAUUGCAGGUGGUGUCUGUGCCUACUUAAAGGAUUCUGUAUUCUGUCCAUGUCUAUUUUUCAUAUGCUGUUGUAAAGGGAUUUGUUGUAAAUUUUUCCAAAAAAGUAUGAUCUUUUGUUAUACUAUAUGAUUAUGUAAAAAUAAAGGUAUAUCAAUUCACA